Acanthaster planci (crown-of-thorns starfish) is the source of this 12871-nucleotide messenger RNA. RefSeq lists its product as uncharacterized. The record is from RefSeq and is a predicted model, not a curated record. Gene Ontology annotation, biological process: intracellular signal transduction. Gene Ontology annotation, molecular function: guanyl-nucleotide exchange factor activity; protein binding. Lineage: Eukaryota; Metazoa; Echinodermata; Asteroidea; Valvatida; Acanthasteridae.
AGUCGAGGAUGGUAACAAUGCUGACAACUCCGGGGUCCAUGAGUCUGCGAUGGGAACUAUUACCGAAUUGUCGACCUUCAACUCAGUCAGCAGUCAUAAGUAAAGAGUGCAACCUCUCAAAUUGACAUGCAAAGCCGUCAAUACCAGUGGAAGAAUGUCGAUUGACUGGCUUUAGCAUUAUGAUCGAAAUUGCGAGGGAAAUAAGGACCUGGGAAGCAAGGGCGAAUUCCUGCACGAGGGAGACCGACUUGACACAAGAAAGCUCGGCGAAAAUGAAGCCUGGACUAGCACAAUGCGAAUUGAACAAUGUGCUCGGGAAGAAUGGAUCCAGUAAUAUUAGCGAAGCUAGUCAGGCGUCAUCACGUUACUUGGCUCGCUAGAGGUUAGGUGAGAACAUGCUGCAUGUUGAUGAAUUGGUACAUUCAGUAACGGAUGUAAAGCAUCUCAGCUAUGAAGGAAAAGUCAGGAGAAUCCAGAGGGUGAAGGAUGCGGGUGACUUUUGUUGUCAAAAUCAAUAACCAUGGUAACACACUCAUGGAACCAACCAACGGGAGCUGAACAUGGCGGCGUGAAGCAAAGACUAUUUUGCCGUUGACAAUAUAUUACCACCACUCACUGAGUACGGGUUUAGUAAAGUGUUGCUAGGCAACUGUUACUAGGCACUCAACCACCGGAUGAUCAUAUGACAGGUUAGGCAAGUGAGCUAUAAGAGAUGGCAAGCUGUCAAGAUGAGGCAAGACGCCAUCUUCAACACUGGAGGACUUCCCCAGCCGCUUCACCAUCUUUCAACGGGAUCCGUGUAGAGUUCACGCUUAACCUGGGAGCAGGCGAGUAGAUCAUUCAUCUUCUGAACGGCAGACUCUACAAUUAGCCUAUCAUGAAUCCAUUUAUCAUGCAGUUAACGGUACUGUUCGCCUUCAUCCUGCAUCAUCCUUUGUAGUGGUUUUAUUACUCACAGACUAAGCUCAUCACCUGGCAAGAUGGCGAUACGAGGUGAAUGAAGUUUUGUUAUAUCACAUCGGGCAGGGGAUUACCAUGUGACACCAUUUCUUCCAUGUUCAUCACCACUGUGCCUUACAAGACGCCAUAUGAACAAGUACCGCUACCGUUGCCUAAUAGGAUUUAAACUCCGUGACAUAGAAGUUGCUGGUUUGACUCGAUUUGUAAACAGCUGCGUUGAAAGAUGAAGAUCAUUGAAUACCCGGUACGUGCCGCAAAAUGUUAAGGAAACUUAGCCUCUUGCUAACAUCACUUUUCAAGUAACUGAAUCCACUUCAUGAAUCCUAUAUCUCCGAUUUAUAAAUGCUUACUAAAUCAAACAUUGCAGCCAAAAUAUUUCAAAGGAGUUUCGGCGCUUUUUAAGAGCCAAGAGCACGUACGAGCACUCCAGUAUUGCUUGGUUGUUGUCGAUAUUUCUGCUGCCGAGAAUAAACCUCGAACAAUGGCCUCGAUAUCCCACGACUAAUAAAGGUCAACCUUUAGUCGCGUAAUAUUCCACCUCAGUGGAACAGCAACAAAAAAAGACAGGACCUAUACUGGAGCCUGUGCAUUGACAAUUAUUGACGGACCUUAUUCCAAUAUAACGAUGAUAACAAAAACACAAAAGACUUGGAUUUCGAGUCAAACACGGUUGAAAUGAUUCGACAAGUUUCUCAUAAUUCUGAACCGUCGGCGAUCUCAGUUGGUGGUUAACCGAAAUGUUGCCUUUACGACUGUGGUCUGUCGUUGUAGUUGUAAUGGUGAUGUUUAUACGGUCUGUUGGAUAACUGGGUGUAGUUUACAAUUGCGCAAUGAUCAACUACGUUGUUGCGCUUUACCUUUUGAAGUGACGGUUGACAAUCUAUGUUAAACAUCCGUGAACUUGGAUGAGGCAGCAUUGGAUGUAUGAUGCAUUGUAUGCAUCUUUCCUUCAGGACAUUGACGGUUUGACUAGGUGCCGUUCUAAUCUACCUCAGGAUAGUUAAACUGUACGUCCACCACAAUGUCGGAUCAUUGCAGUCACCUCGGCGAAUCUCAAAAGGUGAGAGACGCGGAGAUGUCACCUCCUGGGAGUAUCGUCUUAGAGCUUGGCAUCGAGAACCAACUAGACUGUGUCAUCCGCUCUAUACAAGCCUCUAAACCACGUGGUAUGAACAUCCGGCUAGAACCAUUAACUGAAUGCUGGGAACAGACAGGGAGUUCAAGAAAUGUCUUCAAGAGGAGACCUAGAUUUGGAGGGACAAGCAUCAAGAAGGGACGGACAUCGAAACCGGGUGUCUGUAGCACCUGCCGUGCUCCGUGUACAAAAUGUACAGCAGCAAGGGACAAUGCACAAAGGCACAGAGAACAGCCCGUCGCUGACAAACGGUAUCUAUCCUGUGCAUACAUUGAUCUUCCGUCUCUUGAAACCUAUAGAAUUGACAUUGAGAUUCCAACAAGUAAUGCUGAACAGAGUAGAACAUUAUCUGACGAUGACUCAACGUUUACAAUGGAGGAUCAUAAAUUCACAUCAGACGCAUCAACACAGACAGAUGGCUUGCCUGAACGAAUUUCAAGCAUAGGUAUUGACCACGAUGUUACUUCUCCGGUAGAAAUCACGUUGCAGAUUGACAAAGAAAUUGACCACCACACAGGGAGUUCUUCCGGGUCAAGUAGCUCAGAUGAUGAUGAAGCACAAAACACAGGUGACUUUGACGGAAGAAGCCAUGGGGAGGACAGAAGGGGAAGCAACAGCUCGAUCGAUAGUGAGGGCGGGGAAAGACCCCAGUCACCCACCAUCACGGCACUCGAUCAAGACAACACUGUGGUGGACCAGGACAAAGAGCAACCUCCAGACUUGUUUGAAGACGACGAUUUACUCCUGAGCAGUCUGCCAACAUCUGACAUGAUUGGAGAAGCGGAGCCAAAUUUGUUUGAGAUGACGCAAGAAGAGGAAGAUCAUCUGAUGAGGAUGAAAGUUGUCUUUGGUGAAUCGUCGAUGAAACCUCCCGAGGGACCACGAGCAGUUUCUAUGAUACACGACGAAUCCAUCUACGACCUCAAUGAGGUGAUUACUGUAGCAUCGUCUCAAGACGACAAUCUGAACGCAGAGCAAAAAGUGGAGGCUGAUAGGGAAGGUGACCAGGGUGAAGAUCCACACCCUGAUUUUCAGCUUAGCGACAGCUUGGACAUCACACCAGAGGAAUUUGAACAGUUUUUGGCUAUGAAUGCCGCCUUUGGAAGCCCUGCUGUCAUUCCACCUCCUAAGUGUUUAUCCAAGGAAACUCGUUCCUCACCAGCGGGCCCAAUUCAACAAGAAUCCAUAGGCCUACACCAGAGUGACAACAAAGCGCGCAGCUUAGAACCUUCUCAAGCCAUAAUCAACUUGACUGAUAGCUUGGAUCUAACUCAGGAGGAAUACGAGCAGUUUGUGGCAAUGAGUGCAGCUUUCGGCGGCCCAUCUGUAAUCCCACGUCCACGGAUGGCUUCAAUCCAAAAUGAAGAGCCAUCCGAGCAAGCAGUCGUUAAUCCAGUAUCGAGACCUUUGACCCUCAAUCUCCAGCGAUCAACCAACCCUGAUAACGAUAGGACGCCCUCACCUCGUUCACCUGGUUUGUCUAGACAGCCAGCAGUAGGCUACUUCUCUCAUACCGACACAGCCUCAUCAGUAGAGGAUGAUUCCAGACAAAACAGCGUCGAAGGAACAUCCUUUCUGGAUGACUUACGAGAGACAGCUUUCGGAAAUCCAAGUGACGACAAACUAGAUUCUGAUCAGGAGGAAGAGUCCGACGGAGACGAUGUGUCCCUCGUUGCGUCUUCACAGGAAGACGAAGGAAGCUUGACUCCUGUCCUCGAAACUUCUCCUUUGAACUUUGACCUUGGAGUGGUUGAACAGUCGAAUUCACUCUCAACAACGCCAACAAAUGAAAGCAAGAAAUUUCCAAAAGGACCGGAGUUCACCGAGGAGCUGUUCCUUAGCGCGCCGACCGGUGAGGGCUACGGGGACAACGCGGUGUUGAUGCGGUGCAAGGUCGAGGCUUGGCCACCCGCUCAUGUCAGCUGGUUCUACAAAGACGAGCCUCUUGGGGAUGGUGAUGAAGCCGUGGACCCGGAUCGAGUGGAGCUGAAUUCAGAUCAGGUGCAGGGAGUCUACACGCUCUUGUUGAAAGAGGUUGAGAGCUUCGAUACUGGGGUCUACACAUGUAAAGCUAGCAACACCAUCGGCGAGGCAACAAGUGCAGCCGAAUUGAUCGUUCAAGAAUCGGCGUCAGAUUCGGAAUACGAAACUGCUCGUUCCUAUUUUACAUCUGGGGAUGAAAUAGUGGAUCAUCUCGGCGAGACGUGGUUGUCAAGAGGAAUUACAGAAGCGAACACAGUCCCUAAGAGGACUGUGAAGAUUACAACACACGGAGCCACUGCACCGCGCUUCACCUUCAAGCCCCAAAGUCGAGUAGUUGAAAUCGGCCAAACAGCGAAACUUAUUUGUGGCGUGAAAGGAUCGCCCAAGCCGCACGUGAGUUGGUUCAGUCAGGGUAUGGAACUCAAAAACGAGGGACGUUACCGCGUCUUUGAGGGUGACGAACCGGGGAACUUUGUGCUUGAAAUCCGUGAGAUCAAACCCACCGAUGCCGGUACCUACACCUGUACGGCUGGGAAUAUAAUAGGGCAAGUCUACUGUUCUACAGAUCUCUCCGUUGAAGAAUUUGGUGAGCCGGAUGUUGAUGUUCAGAUUAUGGCUGACGAAAUGUCAAGCUUGCCAGUCCAAUAUCUCCAGUAUGGACCCAUGGUUGCGAGGGAGGCGGCGGUUGAAUCUCCAACCACCAAAGAGGAGGCGCAACCUGUUAUUCCACAGAAGUUGUUUGCCAUGGAAGGAGAGCCCACACAGCUACAGUGUCCAGUGGCAGGUCAUGAACGGUCAUCUGUUACUUGGUACAAAGACAGGGAAGCCGUAGUUCCUAGUGAUCUCAGAGUCAUCAGCGAGAGUGGCGAUAGUCAUCUUCUGACAUUCCUGAAGACUCAGUUGGAUGACGAGGGGGAGUACACGUGUUGCCUCACCGAGUCACCUCAUACUUUACUCUGCUCCUGUGUCCUAAUUGUCAAAGAAGCAGAGUCUAAAGCAGCUGACACAGACACAUCAACCAGUUCAACCCCUGUACCCUCAGCUGCAUCAGGUAAUGUUAGGUCAUCUUCCAUUGAGAAGGAGACAAGACCUCCCGAUCUGAACCAGGCAAAGGUUGUACACACAGAUAGCCUAGAGGUUAUCAACCCCCUGCGAUUCAGCCCCACUGUGGAUGACAUUGAUGGUAGGAAUGGUGGGAGCAGAAGUCUACAUGGGGUGGGUCACUCUGAAACUGGAAACUCUAGACAUGGCACCGGUGAAGGCCCACCCAUAAAAUGGAGAGAGAAGCUGCCCUAUGCCUCACCGAGAAAACACAAGGAGAGCCGAAAGAACCGUAAGAGCAGUCGUGGUAGCAAGCAUGGCGCUGAAUCCAGCCAACAUCGUACUCACUCAAGGUAUGACUCGUCCGAUUCCGAUUCCUCAAGCGAUAGCUUAGGGAGGUCUUGGAAGGAGAAGACGCCAGUCCGCAAGAGUAAACCUCAGAAGAAGCUGAGAGACUCUUUCUCCUCAGACAAAGAGUUUGACACUGACCUGGAGAGAAUUAUGGCACUGUCAGAUAAGGCCGACGCAUGCUUGAACAUUGUCAACUCUGUCUUAGAGAUGUCUUUGGACAAGGAAGUUGACGAAGCUCUCCAGGAACAAAUCCAAGCCCUGCAGCCUGGUCUACCGGAAUCUGAAGGAAAUGUGCAUCAACCAGACAGCACUGCUGAUGUUAUCGUAGAGAGCGAUACAGACGUUCAUUUUAUCAAACAGAUGGCUGUGCAGACGGUAGUUAAUGCUAUUGCAGAAAAAAUGAUGCGGGAAGCUAACAAUCAAACAGUUGAGCCCAAGUAUGAUAAUGACUUACCACUAGCAAAUGGUUUUGCAGCGGCUCAUCGGACAAACAAAGAACCCUCAGAAGGAGACUUUAAGCCUCCUUCCAAAGAAGACGCACAAGCUUUGGCAGAGAUUAAUUUGGAGGACAUACCUCCUGUCCGUUAUACAACAACUGCAGAAGUAGAAGAAUCCAACCCAUAUGUUGAAAAGGAAGCCGACAGGAGGGGGUUGAAACUGGAUGUUAAUAUCCCUCCUGAACCCGCACAGCUUUUGUCACCUCGGACUUCGUUGUUUCGUGGCCCGGAAGACAAAAUCUUUACCCUGGAUGAAAUCAUCGAUGCUCUCCCAGAAUCUGCUGUGGAUGAGAACCUUCACCAGAGCCAAGGUUCUGCCUCCCCUGUUGACAAAACACAGAAAUUUACAUUUCUAGGGAGCUACCGCCAAGCAGAGCCUAACUUUAUUGACGGGUCUGAGCUGACAGACUCUCCCUUCCAAGAUUCACCCGCUGAAGAGUCACCUCCUGUGGUACUGACUCGACUCAAAGACAUCUUCAUCCUGGAAGGAGACGCCAUGAGACUGGAAGUCCAAGUACAAGGUUUCCCAGUUCCUGAGGUGACUUGGUACAAGGAUGGCACUGAGCUGCAUCCCUGCAAAAAUCUUCAACUGAAGUUUGAUGGAGACGACACCUGGGCUCUGAUCAUAAGGAAUAUAUUGGCUCGUGAGGGUGGAGUGUACACAUGUACUGCUAGGAAUAAGCUGGGAUCAACAUCAACCAGUGCAGUCAUUAAUGUGGCAGGGCUAGCAGAUGGCCCAAAUGUUACAGAUAAACGUAAAAAACAAAGUCUUCACGGGGGAAAUCCCUUCAGCCCCACAGCCUCAAUGUCAUCUUCAUCAGCCCAUGAUGAUGACGUCUUUGUCACCAAGGCUAAUGUCAGGCACAACCUGCCAAAGAUUCUUCUCAGUGUAGAUGAUAGUGCCACUGAUGACAUCACUUUAGGUGACAGCGGGGAUGAGGACUUACAGGAACUUACAACUCACUUGACUGAAAGCAUCCACUUGGACAGAAACUCCAAUUGGGCCGACAACUCGUCGCCAGACAUCAGCAGGUCAAAUUCCAACAACUCUGACAAAGGCACGCCUUUCCGUCUAAACAAACGUAACCGUCCAGACAGUAAUAUAGAGAGUAUUCGCCAUCGGAAAGCUUUCAGGAAGCAUCCUAGCAGGGAUAGCAUGACAUCGACUGAGCCGUGUUCGACAGGUAAUUCAACAUCUGAGAGCGAUACGGAAGGUGCUCCUAAAUUUGUUCAACCCGUGACGACGAGGGAAAUUCUUGAAGGACAAUCUGUGAAAUUGAAUGUGUGUGUGACCGGUGACCCUGAGCCCAGUGUCCGAUGGUUCCAUGAUGGAUCAGAACUCAAGAGCACAGGCCGCAUCAAAUGUUCCCAAGGUACACAUAGCCGUAAUGGUUGUAUAUGGAGGCUGGAAAUCUCUAAUGUCAGGACUAGUGAUGAUGGAAGAUAUGUCUGCAAGGCAGAAAACAGCAUUGGUGUCAAGAGCUGUGGUGCUUUUCUGAUUGUAGAGGCUCUGAAUGCCCAUGAUGGAGGUUCACUUGAGGAGGAUGACAGGAUUGUCUCCCGCCUCCUCAUGGAGCGAGAAGGGGAGCAGAGUCAUGGUGAAUCAUCUCACAUCGAGGAGGAUUUGCUGAAGACAUUCACUGUUGACUCAGACUAUAGUGACUCUGGUGGCAGGAUGUGUGUCAAGAAAGGUGAUCAGGUGGAACUACUAGAUGGGAGAAAUAAAGACAGAUGGCUGGUCAGACACAAGACCAACUCAAAUAUGAUUGGAUACAUCCCGUGCACACUGUUGAAGAGAACUCCUUCCUCAGCCUCUGAAAAAGAAGAGAGGAAGAUUAUCUACAACUUCAUCUCCAAACAGAGUAUUGAGAGACGGCCCAGUAACAGCAUGAAGCAACAUUCACGUGUCAGUAGACACACAUCACUCCAAGAAGGUCAGCUCUCUGAACUGGACGAGGGAAAGAUAAUUGAAGAUUUUCCUGAGCCUGAGGCAGUCCAGUCAUAUGAUCCCUACAUGGCAGUUGCUUCCUAUACUCCAGGGGCAGAACAGAAAGGUUUCAUAUCCAUGACUGAGAACCAAGUCUUUGAGGUCCUGGAUUCCAACAAUGCUCUCAAUUGGCUGGUCCGUGGUGAGAAUGGUGACGUGGGCUGGGUACCGGCUAGCUAUCUGACUCCUUACGUGAGCGGCGGUCACAAUGGCACCAGGCGGGGGUCGAGGAGUUUGUCGGAGGAGCGUGAUGACUUGGAGGCAGAAGAUGGAGAGGAAGGAGACAGAGAGGUUGGGAGUAAGGAGAAGGAAGCCAUGUUGAAAAGAGGAUUUGUAUUGAGGGAACUUCUUGACACAGAACGAGACUAUGUCAAGGAUCUUAAGUAUGUAACAACACACUUCAUUCCUCCUAUUCAACAUCCUAACGUCCCGAUAAUCCUAAAAGGCAAGAAGGACGACAUCUUCUGCAACCUGCAAGAAAUCUAUGACUUCCACAACACUAAAUUCCUUCAUGAGUUGGAAGAGUGUGAAAAUGAUGCCAACAGCAUCGGCAGAGCAUUCAUUAAAUGGCAAUCAUCGUUCAUUGAGCUGCAUGUGAAAUACUGUAAGAACAAACCCAAGGCUGAUGCUGUGCUGACAUCGGCAGCAAAAGCAUUUUUCCUGCAAUACGGCGGUGGUACUGGUCCCGGUGAGCUGGGUCUUGGUGAUUAUCUGAUCAAACCAGUGCAGAGAAUUACAAAGUACCAGUUACUUUUGAAAGAAAUCAUCAAAUAUACAUCCAGAGCUAAAGAGGACUGCCAAGAAUUGGAGUUGGCGCUGAAUGGGAUGAUUGAGGUACCAAAGAGAGCUAACGAUUUGAUGUAUCUGAAUCUGAUUGAAGGAUUCCAGCGUGAUGUGACUGAACUGGGUAAACUUUACCGUCAAGACUGCUUCUCUGCCUGGUCAGGCAAACCCAAGGGACGAGGCAAGGAGAGGCAUCUCUUCCUAUUCAAGGAUAUUCUUCUCUUCACCAAGCCCAAGAAGGAGGUCAAGGGAGAUGUUGUAGGCUACAUCUACAAGAGCCACUUGAUGGUUGGUGCUCUGCAUGUCUCUGAAGAUCAGUCAGAUGAGAGACGGUUUGAACUUUCAUCACAGGGAAGACUGUCACCAACGACAAUCCUGGCCAAGACAAAGUAUGUGAAGGAGGCUUGGGUGAAAUCUCUGCGUGACUUGAUAGCAGAGGUCCCCAGAGAACUUCGUGAAGGAAAGUCCUCCAGCGAAAGACGCUUUGACCACUCACCUAUCAUCCCGCGUAAACGUCGUGCCACUUCCAUGCUCUUAUCCGGAAGCUCCUUGUCCUCAUCUCAGUUGGAACCAGGCUUAAAUGGUAAUUUCAGCAAGUCGACAGAGUCUCUGAUCAGCUUGAUAUCUAGCCCAACUUUACUGAGCAUCCCCCGAUCAGGCAGAGGAAGUAUAGAUAGCAUGACUGGGUCCAUUGACUUUAGCACCUUCACUUCGCUUGUUCCCUCUGUUGGAGCAAUGUAUGAAGUCCUUGAAGACUUGGUAGAUGAUGGUCAUGAGACCAAAGAGAUUCUGAAAGGUGACGUGGUCAAACUGCUGGAGGUCUGCGAGAACAACCUGUUCCACAUCCAGACCAUUCCAACCGAUGAGACCAGCCCAGGGAUGGAAGGCUAUGUGACCCCAGGAUUACUGAAGAAGAUGAGUUUGGCUGACGAGCCUCCAGCUUUUACUGACAAGUUGAAACCUUGCCUGGUCAGCACAGAUGAGUCAGCUGUCCUAACAUGCUCCUUCUCUGGCAAGCCUAUCCCAACAGCUACCUGGUCUCUACCUAGCCAUCUGAAUAGUGGCAAUAAACGUGUAGAGAUUAUGAGCGCCGAGAACAACUCAACGCUCACCCUGCACAGGGUGACCAUGUUAGAUGCCGGAGAGUAUACGUGUACAGUUGAGAAUUCUAAUGGAUCUGUCUCCUGCAUGGCCAAACUAGACGUCAGAGAGUCCCAGUCAAGUAUUGUUUCAACAGACCUCAACUUUGGCGAUAUUCAUGACAUCUCACGGGCACGUUCCUCUAGCCCCCUCACAACCCACUCGCUAUCCGUUGAAGAGCCAUCUAUGGUCCGUUCCACCUCCUUGGAGAACCUGAAGACUCUGGAUGAAGACUUUGAUGUUCUUCCCGGGGAAAUAGUCCGCGCCUCUUCCGUUUCUGGACGUGGAAUGCUGAACAGCAGCAAGAAGUCAGGCAAGGAUAAGAUUGGAAGUUUCCGGAAGCACAUCAAGAAGGCUUUCAGCACGGCAGGAAUGGAGAAGGAUAAGAUCUUUGCCAACUUACAGAGAUCACAGAGUGGGAGCAGUCUACAAAAAAGUAAACAUCAACAGAGAUCGACGACGUGCAUCCACUGCAAAGCACUGAGAGAUGAUGCAGGGGAAGAUGGACUGACAGUGUGCGAGAUGUGUGCUCAGAGAGCAAUGGCCAGUAGUCAAGAAACUCUGAUGGAAGAAGAAGAAGACGCAGUCAUCAAAUAGCCCCAGUGUUCACCCAGGAGAUGGCUGACGUUUCUGAGAUCGAGAAAAGCGCUGCCGCCUUUGUUGUCAAGAUCACCGGAGAGAAGCCCAUCACAGUCAAGUGGAGUGACGAGGAUGGACCACUCGAUAUUGACGGUGUAAUAAUCUGUUCAGAGGAGGAUGAAGACGAAGGCAUGUACAUGUUGUCCAUCACCGAAGUCGAUUUUGAGAAGCACUCUGGUUUAUAUAGGUGUGAAGCAACAAACAAACAUGGCACAACGAUUUCCGAAGCCACUCUAUACGUAGAGGAAAUGCCAGAGACUGCCAAGACCCUUGUCGACAAGGUUGAACACAAGGUUGAGUAAAAUAAAUCAGCCGAUUUAUUUCUAGAGAUUUCCCCUGUUAGUAGGACAGCCCCUCAAAUGAACCCCAAUCAGGACAAUUGGACUGGAAGAAUUCUCCAUUUGAACGAACUGGACUCAGAACUUUGCAUCUUCGGUUGGCUGCAAAGACAACUGUCAUGAGACAGUAUCCAAGUGGUACUGGGCAGGUCUUUGUGAAGCCAGUGUGCAUCAAGGCCGUGAACUUUUUUCCACACUCUACCAGCUAACUCCAAGCAAAUUAACGUUGUCAGUUGAGGACUGUAAUGUUACCAAAGUAGACAUAUCUGUAGGCUGAAAACACAGACUCUUAGUAAUCUUUCAACACAUUUCAAGAUUCAGGUUUCAAGAUUUGUUCUACAUCAUGAUAAAGUCAUCCUUUUCUUCUGAAUUUGUGCCUCUCUAAGAUCCCUGUUAGUUCCUAAUUUAUGACAUGAUUUAAAAGCCAGUUUUUACUCUGCCUAAUUACUGUAAUGCAGACCCCUCAGUGAUCAAUACUCAGAUGUUCCUGUUCACCUAGAUAAUUUUUGCUUACCACAUUUUAUGGAAUUUACUUACGGGAACCUUACAAGGUCUGUCUUACCAGAGUAAGAACAAUGGAGCUAAAUAACUUCCCGCAUACAAGAAACUUUACUUGAAUCAUGUUUGAUUAGAAAAAAAUAAUCAAUAUUUUAGGGUCCAUUUAAACAUAGUAAAAGCUUAGAAAUUUUUUUUUUUUAAAUUUGAAAUCAACUUGUCUAUUGUGUCCAAUGAUGAGCUAAAUCACACAUUCAUUACCAGUGCUGUCUGGAUGUGAUUUAUUGGCUCUUUGUUCAACCUUUUCCCGUCAGUUGUUUCAUCAUUAGUUCUGUUCAGUUCAUCCCGGGUUGAGCACCAUUGUUGUUUCACCAAUUGGACUCUCUGUACACUCCCAUCACCAGCCACACCCUGGUAUUGCCCCCCUCCACUGCCCUCCCCCCCUCCUCUACCCACUUGUCUGUCUCUGGAUAUGAAUGAUAAUGGCAUCUCAUCAAGUGCCUUAUUUACAGUGAGCUGCUACAUGAUUUUGUACCACGUCCUAGAAAUCAUUAAAUCACUCAGUCAAUCCAAAGAACAUUAGGUGGGUUAAACAAGUAGAAAACUGCCUUUGCUUCGUAGCUAUGUGUGCUGUGUACAAAGUUUAUAUUAAUAUUUAUUCAAUGUAAACAAAUACAAAUAUGAAAAAUGUAAAAGGAAAAAAAGGCUGCCUCAUGAAGUAGAUAAGAUUGUUACAUGUUACCGUUUGUCUGAAUUGGAUAACAUUUAUGCAUUUUAUUUCAUUAGUAAGUAAAAUAUUUGUAGUGUUACAAUACAAAAGCAUAGAACAGUUUGAAUAAGUGCUUGCUAGAUUAGCUGUUUAGAUCAGUGACAUGUAGGCUGUGAGGAAUAUAUGGAGAUUAUUCAGCCCUAGGUAACAUAUCAAUUGUAUGAGUAGCCUAUUUGUACACGUUAUAUGUAUGUAAGUUGGACACUUUUUAUAUCAAAGGCAUAAUUCAGAACUUCAGUAUGCAAUUUUUUAUUCACUCGAAGUUGCUAUUCAAGCACACGCAUAUUGUGAGAUUUGAAUUCUUUCAAAGGAAAUCCAAGAUAUUCAGAUUUCAACUGUUGUCAGUACUCCUUGAGCCCAUGCAUAUUGCACUGAAUAUUACACAAGAUCACAGGGAAAUUCUGUAGCUUGUCUUGAGAAGAUUAUUAUAGAAAUAUGAAAGCACCAAGAUGUGUAGGACAUUGCAUUUGUGAAUGCACAGACUUACCUAUGACUUCAUAGUUUGGUGUAGACCUCCCUGCACAAUUUAUUUGAAUGAGGCAAACAGAUGUAACUAUUAAAAGAUAUUUUAGCAUUUCACUUCAUCUUAAAGGACAUGCAGAAGUCUUGAUGAUACUGUCACCUCCCGAUCAAUUCUGAUGUAUUUUACAAAUAUGUUGUUUUAAAUUAUAUAAAUUAUAAUCGAAUUAUUCGAACGAUUUAAAUUUACCAGGCCCCAAUAAAAGACCUGAUGGUUUGCAGAGAAACAUUGUA